AUGGCAUAUCAAGACACACAUUCUCAGACGAAAAAAGUUAUUUUUCAUGUUUAUAAUUAUUUCAAAACAUUGGCUGGUGACAAAGGUAACCCAAAAAUUAGUAAUUUUUUUCGUCAAACUCGUGAAAUGACUGCUGAAGCGUGUGGCGUAAGUGUUGCUUGUGUUAAACGAGUUUGCGCUGAAGGGAAAAAAUUAUUUGUGAGUGAAAAUCAACUAACUGCCGAACCAUCUUUGUUUAAGUCUUCGAAGAAAAGUUAUAAACGUGCCAAACCUAUGACCAACUUAGACGAUUUUGACAAUGACGUUGUCAGAAGAACAGUUCAUAGUUUUUAUGAUAAUGGUCAGUAUCCAACUAGUGAAAAAAUAUUGGAAGCGUUGCAUGAAAAAAUUAAUUAUUCAGGUUCACAAUGGUCUGUGCGACAUAUUUUGCGUAAUUUAAAUUUCAAAUACAAAAAAUAUAAUGAUGGGCGUAAAUUUUUAAUGGAAAUAUAUGAUAUUGUUUGUUCUCGGGUUAAAAUGUUGAAAAAAAAUGAACGAGUUUAGACGUAAUAACGACACAAGUCUUAUAUUCUACUUAGACGAAACAUGGGCAAACCAAAAUCAUACGCAAGGACACAUUUGGCAAAACUCCGACAACACUGAAGAAUUAAAAGUACCCAUUGGAAAUGGCGGUUGGCUCAUUGUGUGUCAUGCUGGGUCAACUUCAUUUGGUUUCGUCAAAAAUUCAAAACUGGUUUUUCGUCUCAAGUCGGGAUCGCAGGCAGACUAUCAUUCUCAAAUGAACGUGACCAUUUUUCAUAAAUGGAUUAUAGACAUGUUGGGCAAUUUAGAAGAACCUUGUAUAAUUGUGACGGACAAUGUCACAUACCAUUCUACCUUAACAGAAAAAUAUCCUAAGGCAAAUACUCAAAAGGCAGAUGUACAAAAAUGGUUACAAGGCAAGUCUGUGGACUUUUCUCCAGUAGAGACUUUAAGCGAACUACGGGAAAAAGUCAAAUUGACGAUGUCAAAAGAAAAAAAAUAUAAAUUGGACGAAAUCGCACUUCAAAUGGGCCACAAAAUGGUAAGACUUCCUCCUUACCACUGCCAAUAUAACCCAAUCAAAUUAAUCUGGGCGCAAGUUAAGGGUAAAGUCGCAGAAAAAAAUAACACCUUUAAAAUGGCAGAUAUAGAAGUGUUAGUAAAUAGUGCUUUAGAUGCAAUAACAGCAGAAAGUUGGGCAAAAUGUGGCUAACACUGCAAUAAAAAUCAAGAAGACGAUUUGGUGAAAGAAGUUUUAAGAGACGAAAUUUUGGCGCCUAUUACAAUCACAAUUAAUUCCGACGACAGUUCUACUGACGAAGACGAUGAUGAAGA
Molecule: messenger RNA, 1356 nt
Organism: Cinara cedri
Lineage: Eukaryota; Metazoa; Arthropoda; Insecta; Hemiptera; Aphididae
Source: the annotation of a GenBank genome assembly